AUGCCAUCCUAUGCCAAAUUCUUAAAGGAGAUUCUAUCAAAUAAGAGACGAUUAGAGGAAUAUGAGACUGUAGCCUUGACCCAAGAGUGUAGUGACAUCAUACAAAAUAAGCUACCACCUAAUCUUAAAGAUCCUAGCCCAUUUUCAAUCCCUUGCACAAUUGGUGACAUGUCAAUUAAUCGUGCUCUCUGUGAUCUCGGUGCUAGUGUCAGUCUUAUGCCAUUGUCUAUAUAUAACAAGUUGCAGAUGGGAGACUUGAAGCCCACUACUAUCUCCCUCCAAUUGGCGGAUCGAUCGGUUAAACGUCCGGUAGGUAUAUUAGAUGAUGUACCUAUCCAGGUUGGUAAAUUCUACAUUCUGGUUGAUUUUGUUAUUCUUGAAAUUGAGGAGGAUUCUCAAAUCCCUAUUAUAUUGGGAAGACCUUUCCUUGCUACUGCUGGAGCGGUAAUUGAUAUGAAGAAUGGAAAGCUCUCUCUCAAUAUAGGGGAUGAAAAGGUGAAUUUUGACUUGUUUUCUGCUAUGAAAUUUCCACUAAUUGAUGAUACUUGCUGCAGGAUUGAUACAAUUGAUAUGGUGGUUAGAGAAGACUUUAUUAAAUGCAUCUCAAGUGAUCCACUUGAGAAAUGCUUAGUAGAGAAUGAGGCACCAGUUGACGAUGAUCAGGAAGUACCUUCCUAUGUUACGAUGCUUGAUGAAAGUCCAACCUGCACCAAAAUCACCUACAGCAAAGGACCUGAUGCAGUGGCUGAAACUACAAAAGAGUUGAAUGCCCAGGUUGUGUUCAUGGACACAGCCGUGUCAAAAAGCAGCAGAAACAGCCUAGAACAGGUUUGUGAAGGGAAAACUGCACCCAAGGUAGAACUAAAACCACUCCCCUCCUCUCUCAGGUAUGAAUUCUUGGACGCCAAUGGUGAAUACCCUGUAAUUGUUAAUGCUGAUUUAAGUCACCAGGAAGUUGAGAAAUUGCUUAAGGUUCUAAGGUUGCAUAGGGAUGCGAUAGGUUAUUACAUAGACGAUAUUAAGGGCAUUAAUCUAUCCAUUUGCAUGCAUCGAAUUUUGCUAGAAGAAGGGUACAAAACUUCCAUUGAACAUCAAAGAAGGAUAAACCCGAACAUGAAAGAAGUCGUUAGGAAAGAGGUGCUGAAACUACUUGAUGCGGGGAUUAUCUAUCCUAUCUCAAAUAGCGAAUGGGUGAGCCCGGUUCAAGUAGUACCUAAAAAGGGAGGAAUCUUUCAAAUCCCAAUUCAUCCUAGCCAUCAAGAGAAGACAACAUUUACAUGUCCAUAUGGCACUUUUGCUUAUAGGAGAAUGCCAUUUGGCCUAUGUAACACCCCUGCGACUUUUCAAAGAUGUAUGAUGGUCAUAUUUUCUGAUUUUAUUGAGAACAUUAUGGAGGUCUUUAUGGAUGAUUUUUCAGUCUAUGACAUUUCUUUUGAUGACUGUUUGCAUAACCUUGCUAAGGUCUUAAAGAGAUGUAAAGAAAUGAACAUUGUGUUAAAUUGGGAGAAGUUAAAGGAAGCUUUGACAACUGCCCCAGUUAUGAGACCACCUGAUUGGAGCAUUCCAUUCGAGAUUAUGUGCGACGCAAGUGACUAUGCUAUCAGGGCCGUUCUUGGGCAAAGGAAAGAAGGGAAAAUGUACGCUAUAUACUAUGAUAGUAGAACAAUGGAUGAAGCUCAGAUGAACUAUGCGACAACAAAAAAAGAACUCCUAGCCGUAGUGUUUGCCUUGGAUAAAUUCCGAUCAUACCUUGUUGGGUUGAAGGUCAUAGUAUUCACAGAUCAGGCUGCUUUGAAGUACCUCUUGGCUAAAAAGGAUGCAAAACCAUGA
Messenger RNA from Asparagus officinalis (garden asparagus), 1830 nucleotides. RefSeq lists its product as uncharacterized. Lineage: Eukaryota; Viridiplantae; Streptophyta; Magnoliopsida; Asparagales; Asparagaceae. Bases 1 to 1830 code for a protein of 609 amino acids. The record is from RefSeq and is a predicted model, not a curated record. The transcript has 3 exons.